Molecule: messenger RNA, 1214 nt
Organism: Nematolebias whitei (Rio pearlfish)
Lineage: Eukaryota; Metazoa; Chordata; Actinopteri; Cyprinodontiformes; Rivulidae
Product: glyceraldehyde-3-phosphate dehydrogenase
Exons: 12
Coding region: 55-1059 (334 amino acids)
Biological process (GO): glucose metabolic process
Molecular function (GO): NAD binding; NADP binding; oxidoreductase activity, acting on the aldehyde or oxo group of donors, NAD or NADP as acceptor
Source: RefSeq, a predicted model, not a curated record
CAGCAUCUUCAGGUGGACAGAAACACUUUGCUCAAACCGUCCAGACCAGACAAAAUGGUGAAGAUUGGAAUCAACGGAUUUGGACGCAUUGGCCGUCUGGUGACCCGUGCUGCUGUCAGUGGAGGCAAAGUGGAGGUCGUGGCCAUCAAUGACCCCUUCAUCAGUCUGGACUACAUGGCCUACAUGUUCAAGUACGACUCCACUCACGGCGCUUGGAAGCACGAAGACGUGAAGACACAAGGUGGCAAGCUGGUCAUCGGCAACAUGCGCAUCAUGGUCUUCCACGAGCGGGACCCGGCCAGCAUCAAGUGGAGCGACGCUGGUGUGGAUUAUGUUGUGGAGUCCACUGGUGUGUUCACCACCGUCGAGAAGGCUUCAGCUCACCUGAAGGGGGGCGCAAAGAGGGUGGUGAUCUCUGCUCCCAGUGCCGACGCUCCCAUGUUCGUCAUGGGCGUCAACCACGACAAGUACAACAAGUCCAUGAAGAUCGUCAGCAAUGCUUCCUGUACAACCAACUGCCUGGCUCCCCUCGCCAAGGUCAUCAACGACAACUUUGGUAUCAUCGAGGGCCUCAUGAGCACGGUCCACUCCGUCACGGCUACGCAGAAGACCGUUGACGGCCCCUCGGGUAAGAUGUGGAGAGAUGGACGAGGAGCCUCCCAGAACAUCAUCCCGGCCUCCACCGGCGCUGCCAAGGCUGUGGGUAAAGUCAUCCCUGAGCUGAACGGGAAGUUGACUGGGAUGGCUUUCCGGGUCCCAACCCCCAACGUUUCGGUCGUUGACCUGACUGUCCGCCUGGAGAAGCCUGCGAAGUACGACGACAUCAAGAAGGCUGUGAAGGCCGCCGCUGAGGGUCGACUGAAAGGAAUUCUGGGAUACACGGAGGAUCAGGUUGUGUCGACGGACUUUAACGGCGACCGUCACUCCUCCAUCUUUGAUGCCGGCGCUGGCAUUGCCCUGAACGACCACUUUGUCAAACUGGUUUCAUGGUAUGACAACGAGUUUGGCUACAGCCACCGUGUGUGUGACCUGGUGCUGCACAUGUUCUCCAGAGAGUAAAGCAGGGACUUGCAGACGUCCUUCAGUGUGUCACUGGAGGCCGUGACCUCUGACCUCGGCUCAAACCGAAGAUAGAUUUGUUGCACUUGACUUCCUUUUCACCUGGCACAAGAGUUUUUGUGUGAACAAUGUUUAAUAAAAGCACUUGGGAAGGA